AUGGAGGCAGAGUUGUUACAGGUUCUGAGCCCGCAGAGUUUGAGAGCUCUGGAGGAGUGGCAGCGCCGAGAGUCCGUCACCUUAACGCAGGUCAACGGCCAGAGAAGAUAUGGCGGUCCUCCUCCGGGCUGGAGUGGUCCUGUUCCAGGUUCGGGCUGCGAGGUGUUCAUCAAUCAGAUUCCGCGGGAUGUCUUUGAGGACCGUCUGAUCCCGCUCUUCCAGAGCAUUGCGCCGUUGUAUGAGUUUCGCCUCAUGAUGAACUUCAGCGGGCAGAACCGCGGCUUCGCCUAUGCCAAGUACGGAGACCCUGCCACCGCGGCGGCUGCCAUCCAGGCACUGAACCAGUACCCGCUGCAGGAGGGCGUGCGACUGGUGGUCAGGAAGAGCACGGAGAAGAGGCAGCUAUGUCUGGGAGAUCUGCCCUCAGGCAUGGGUCGCGAGGAGCUGCUCAUGGUCCUCCGGCUGGUCUCGGAAGGGGUCGAGGGUGUCACUGUGAAGGCUGUUGGGUCCAAGGGAAAGGAUGUCUGUGCACUGGUGCACUACUCCUCUCACUACGCUGCCUCCAUGGCUAAGAAGGUGCUGGUGCAAGACUUCAAGAAGCGGUUUGGCGUCUCCAUCUCCGUCCGAUGGAUGCCAGACAGCUCCAAGUUCAGACAACAGGAGCAUCCCGAAGAGAUCUCUCUCGCCCCUCCUGGUCUGAAACAUCUGGCUAAGCUUUCUGCUCCACCUCCCCGCUUUCAGAUCACCCGACCCACCCACCUCCGAAAUUACAGAGACCCUCUUCCUCCUCCUCUUCCUUCUCUUCCUCCUCCUCCUGCUGCUCCACCUUCUCCACCUCCUCCCACCCAGGGCUUUUCCCGGGCUGUGGGGGGUCCGGCCCCCCAUGUGAGGAACGGGAUGGUACCCCUGAUCACCAGAAGGCCUGAUUUGAUGUCCCAUGAUUCAGUGGUCCAGCUGCAGUGGCUCUGUGAGCUGCACGGCCUUGGCGUCCCGCUCUAUGAUGUGCGCUACCACCACACGAGCCCAGACGGCUUCCUCCACUUCAACUACAGGGUCAUUAUUCCGAGACUACCUGUACCACUCUCCGGUGUUGUCCAGAUUCUGCCUGGCAUCAGCGCCAACACCAUGGAGGACGAGGUCCACCGGGCUGUUGCUGAGCAGGCCAUUAAAGUCAUGUGCCACAAGUACUAG
Messenger RNA from Colossoma macropomum (tambaqui), 1191 nucleotides. It is a transcript of the gene dnd1, whose product is annotated as DND microRNA-mediated repression inhibitor 1. Gene Ontology annotation, cellular component: cytoplasm; nucleus. Gene Ontology annotation, biological process: mRNA stabilization; negative regulation of miRNA-mediated gene silencing. The record is from RefSeq and is a predicted model, not a curated record. Gene Ontology annotation, molecular function: mRNA binding. NCBI's taxonomy places the organism in Eukaryota, Metazoa, Chordata, Actinopteri, Characiformes, Serrasalmidae.